UUCCGGUCCCCCUUGGCGGGAAACAAACAGGGACGCACCCACUUCCGGUCCUGCUUCUCCAUCCUCCCCAGGGCUCCGGGCCGCGGCCGAAGUGUGGGUCCCGCGUUUUUUUCCCGAGAUGAGUUUAGUCCUUAGGAACCUACAGAAAGUCAUUCCCAUCAGGCGGGUCCCGCUCCGGGCGAAAAUCGAGGCCCUGAGGCACGUUUUGGGGGUGCGGCAGUUCGACUUGGGGAUCAUCUGUGUCGACAACGAGCGCAUCCAGCGCCUUAACAGCACGUACCGGCGGAAAAAUGUUCCCACUGACGUUCUGUCCUUUCCCUUCCACGAGAAUCUGAAAGCAGGCAAAAUUCCCCAGCCCGAUUUCCAAGAGGACUACAACUUAGGUGACAUUUUCCUAGGAGUGGAGUACAUUUUUCAGCAGUGCCAGGAAGGAAAUGAGGAUUACUACAGUGUUCUAACAGUAACUGCAGCUCAUGGGCUUUGCCAUUUACUGGGCUACAGACAUGACACAGAAGCAGAGUGGCAAGAGAUGUAUCAGAAAGAAAAACAUAUCCUUGAUGAGCUGAAUAAACUUACCGGGACCAAUCUCCAGCCACUGACCAAAAACCAUUUUUGAUCCUUUAAGAAUAAAGUUCAAAAAUACUGACAGGACAA
This is a messenger RNA of Tachyglossus aculeatus (Australian echidna), 654 nucleotides long. It is a transcript of the gene YBEY, whose product is annotated as ybeY metalloendoribonuclease. The record is from RefSeq and is a predicted model, not a curated record. Bases 119 to 616 code for a protein of 165 amino acids. Gene Ontology annotation, biological process: rRNA processing. Gene Ontology annotation, molecular function: metalloendopeptidase activity. The transcript has 5 exons. Lineage: Eukaryota; Metazoa; Chordata; Mammalia; Monotremata; Tachyglossidae.